AUGCCUUUGCCGCAAUUGGCUGUCCGACGUUGUGUAUUUACCUCGGUCGACAUCCUGAAACGCGAUAUACACGACCACCCCGAGACCGCCUACAAGGAGCACCACGCCCAUGAUGCCAUCUGCGACUUUCUCGAAGAACUAGGGUUCAAACCGACACGCCAUGCAUACGGCCUAGAAACGGCCUUUGAAGUCCUGGCCGGAGAGGGACCCGGACGGUGUAUCAACUUUAACGCCGAGUAUGAUGCUCUGCCCAGGUUGGGACACGCCUGUGGGCACAACCUCAUCUCCACUGCGAGUGUCACGGCGUUUGUUGCGCUUGUCUACGCCAUCAAGAAGUUUGGCAUCAAAGGCAGAGCCCAGCUGCUCGGGACCCCGGCAGAGGAAGCUGGCGGUGGGAAGAUCGAUCUGCUCAACGCUGGAGCCUACACCCUCCCAGACGUAUCUUUGAUGAUACACCCGAUGUCAGACGAUAAAUACCUCAAAGACGGUGCGAUUGGCUCCGGGGGAACGACCUCGCUGGCAAGCUAUACCAUCAUGUGCACGUAUGAGGGUGUCAGCGCGCAUGCUGCAGCAAGCCCCUGGGAGGGAACCAACGCCCUGGACGCAGUUGUGGCAUCGUACAACAACGUAUCCAUGCUACGACAGCAGAUACGGCCCGAAGAAAGAAUCCACGGAGCCAUCAUGCAAGCUCCAAAGAUUACCAACGCAAUCCCGGAACACACAAAGAUCGGGUACACCGUCAGGAGCCCUACCGUUGAGGCAACCAAACGGCUCGGGGAACGCGUGUGUAAAUGCCUUGAAGCCGGAGCCAUGGCCACCGGCUGCAAGAUCAGCCUCGAGCAGGACCCCAUCUAUGCUGAUUUCCGCGUCAACAAGCCUCUCUGUAGCGCUUUUCAGAAAGACAUGUGGCUCCAGGGAGAGAAGGUGCUGGAAUCCGAGGAUGAGAGGAUGGCCGGCUCAACCGACCAAGGAAACGUCUCCCACGAACUGCCUGCUCUCCAUGCAUAUAUCGGGAUUCCUACCGAUAAAAGCGUCAAUGUGCACACUCGCGGCUUCGAAGCAGCAGCAGCAACCCAAAUCGCUAACGACAGAGCAAUCAAGGCUGGAAAGGCCAUGGCCAUGACUGGGUUUAGCCUCCUUGUUGAUGACGGCCUUUAUGGUCGCGUGUCGGCGGAUUUCAAGAAUACGACAUCCAGAUUAUCUUGCAUCUAG
This is a messenger RNA of Microsporum canis CBS 113480, 1212 nucleotides long. RefSeq names its product aminoacylase 1-like protein 2. Gene Ontology annotation, molecular function: dipeptidase activity. Lineage: Eukaryota; Fungi; Ascomycota; Eurotiomycetes; Onygenales; Arthrodermataceae. The coding region runs from base 1 to 1212 and encodes 403 amino acids. The transcript has 4 exons. The record is from RefSeq and is a predicted model, not a curated record.